AGCAACGCCCUAGCAACGGGCACGCUGGGCCACCAUAUACAUAAACAAAAAACAUAACCUUCGAAAGACCAAUCUGUUCUUGCAUAAAACUAUCAAAUUGGCCAUGUUGCAGGUUUCAAAUUUUGAUUUCUGUUGAUUCCGAGGUCCCCUGAGACCGAGUGAAGUGUCCCUGUGGUAUGAGUCAAGAACGAGGCACUUCCUGGGCCCAGCGACGUUCUCGAGAGGAAGAACAAUGCUCGCCUGCAGACUGGACCAGAAGCAGUGCCCUCGUAGAAGAGCUGCUCGAAACAGAAACCAGUGUCAUUUCAGACCGAAAUAUGGCAAUUUUGAAAGAGCAAAGACAGACUGGAUCAAUGAUAGACCCUGCACUUAUGAGUGAUGUUCGGCACAAUAAAGACAUUCGUUCGACUAUAAGUUCUGGCAGGUCCCCACCGACUAAUUCGGAAAUUUUCAUGGAAGCCAAGAGAAUGUUAAAAAGGGAAGAAAAGGCAAAGAAGAUUAUUACCAUUCAGAAUAAAAUUGUUGAUAAUGAAGUUGAUCGAUUUCAGAAUCACAUUACAAGCUUGCGCAAAAUGAAUCAAAAACUUGAAAGACUUGCUUUUCCAGCCCCUAACUUGGCAAGAAGAAAGACGAGCAAGGGGCACCUCUUCCAUGUACCUAGUUUGGUGCCCAGUGAUGGUGCUUCUAAAAUACACAGUUUGCAGAAUAAUCAUCUCGACCAUGAUAUAUUAUCAAAAACUAGUGGAAAUGUCACUGUGAUCAAACAAGAUGAUCACUGUAGACAACCCUCUGACCUGAGAAAAAAGUCAAGUUUAGCGAUUUCUGGUCAAAAAAUGGAGGAACAUGAUAUACUUCAACACAAUCCAGCUCUAGUCUACCAGUCUUCAUCUGAAAGUCAAAAUACAGUUUUUGAAAGAAUUCAUCAGAAGUAUAUUGAAUCAGAAAGAAAUCGUGUGUUGAAGGAAGGAGCAGCUUUUAUUAGACACUCUAGUCCAGUUAAUGACGGUGGUGGUCUUGUUACUCAACUAACAGCUACCAAUGCUCCAAAAUUUUUGCCAGUCGCAAAGGAUCAUGUUCAUUUAGCGGAGUGGGUGGAAGAUGCAUCUUGUUCCAGUAAUUUUAAGGAACCUGAUAUUCAGAAAACAGAAGUAUGUAUGGAAGAAUGGACUUUGCCAUCAAAUGGAUGUGAGAUCAAGCAGGCUCCUAAAAGAUUGACUGAUGUUGAGAAAUCAGAAUUAUCAACUAAAACUUUGCCGCAUGCUGCCACUGCAUUGAAGAAAGCUGAGCUAAAUAAAUUAGAAAGCAUGAGUAAAAUGUAUGCCAAGUGGAUGUCAAAAGUUUGUGUAACUCCAGGCACAAAGUACGAACACCUUGGUCCAUGUAAAAGUAAAGUAGAACAGGACAAAGCCAUAGGCCAUAAUUCUAUCUCAAGGGAAGAGAAAAUAAUGCAAGUUUUGCAUGCUAUACAAAAGCAAAAGGAUAACAAAACAAACGUCUCCAUUGAUAUGCAAGCAGAUAAGUCUCGUUUUUCCAAAUCUGUUAAUGAUAUCCGAGAAGAGAAAAUUGAACCAGAGACAAAGUUCAGAAGAGCUAUCAGCGGUUCUUACGAACAUCGAAUCAAAGCCCACAAAGAUCUUAUUUCGCAUCAGAAAGCAAAAUUGGAAGACCAGCAGAAGCAAAUUGAGGAACUGAAAUUGUCGCAACUCCGAAUGGAAAAUGAAAAGUCUCAAAUGCAAGUUAAGAAAACAUUGAAUGAGGUAAUGGAUUCAUGUAAUCAAAAAGUGAAAGCUCAAGCAAAAUCGCUGAAGUCCUCACUAUCCCUAGCCGAUUUAUCUCCUGGAAAUGAUUUUGUACUUCGUAUGGAACAGAGAGCUGUAGAACAGAAACAAAGAAAACUCAUUACACAGGAACGCAGAAAACAGUUGGAGGAAGAGAGGAAAAGGAAGAUGAAAGAAAUGGAAGAAAGAAGGCGUCAAGAGGAGGAAGAACUUGCAAAGAAAAGGCAUGAUGAAGCAAGAGAGAUGCGAAGAAGAGAGAGGGAGUUGAGAGAUGAGACAAGGAGAGAGAGGGAGAAAUUUAUUGCUUUAGAAAGGAAAGCUGACCAAUUUCUGAAAAACAAAAGGUUGAGAUAUGGUCUUUUAGGAUUUAAAAAGCUUGUGAAUCUAAGAAAAGAACAAGAGAAUGUUGCUGUUGAAUUUUAUGACCGCAGUCUCUUGCGUUCUGCUCUAAGAGUAUGGAGAAGAGAAGUUCAUUUAAGACUUGAAGCCAAAAUGGAUUGUGCUGAUAACUUCUUUGCCUCCAAUCUUCUGCAUCGCUGCUUUAAUGCUUUCAGAAUGGCAGUACACGAGAGAAUGAGACGUAUGCAAGUAGCCAUGGACAUGCAUGAUCUUCACCUGCAAGAAAGAUACUUCCAUUUAUGGCUCAAGUUUACCCAUGAACAGCAAGAAAUGGAAGCAGAAAAAAUGGCCAAGGCUGAUCUUUACUUCUCCAAAGUAUUACUGAGAAGGCACCUCCAUCUCUGGAAAAAAUAUCCUGAGGUCGCACAGUUAGAAAGGGAAAAAGAGCGGCGCAAAAUGAUGUGGAGGAACAAAGUUCAACAGCUGCUGCCCGAUUUCCGUCCUGUUUUAGCUUCUGAUUGAUGAGGUUUCAUCUUAAUUUUAUGAGAUGUGUACAAAGAUGUAUUGAGUUGUGAAAUGACUUGCAAAGAUUAUUUUCAGUUACUUUCCACAAAGUAGCAGUAUCAAAUUUUCCCUAGUCAUUAGUUAUAAAAAUAUCUCACACAAGUUGAGUUUAAUUAUUUUGU
Thrips palmi is the source of this 2803-nucleotide messenger RNA. RefSeq lists its product as uncharacterized. Bases 177 to 2639 code for a protein of 820 amino acids. Lineage: Eukaryota; Metazoa; Arthropoda; Insecta; Thysanoptera; Thripidae. Gene Ontology annotation, molecular function: phosphatase binding. The record is from RefSeq and is a predicted model, not a curated record. The transcript has 5 exons.